UUAGCAUUGGUUCCCUUGGAAUGGGACCAAGUACUGGCUAGUCUUCUGCAGCCACUGAUAGGUGGCUAAGGGCUGCACUGUCAUUCUCGCCUUAGACUGAACUUUAUAACUGAACUGGUAGAAGCUCUAACUCUGUGUUCUUCUCCUGCAUGCUGCUGUGAGAGGGCAGGUCAAGGGAACAAUUUGAGUAGCCAGCAUGGAGUUACAAGUUACAAGAGUCCUUCUGCUUCUGCUUUCCUUGAGCACGGCGCAUGGGGGAGCAUACUAUGGCAAGUCUGACACCAAGGGACCUCAGUACCAACCAUACAACGUGAAGAGUCAAGUGGAACCGAUGGUCGGAGAACCGGGCCCCCCCGGUGAACCAGGAGAACGAGGCCCUACUGGUCAUCCAGGGCCUCCAGGCAAGCCCGGCUAUGGGGUGCCAGGAGUACAAGGCCCUCCUGGGCCAGCUGGACCACCAGGACACUCUGCUGCAGGAAAGCCUGGCUCUCCGGGUACUCCAGGCAAACCUGGUGAACAAGGCGUUCCCGGGGAAAAAGGAGAAACUGGACCUCAGGGAUCUCAAGGGCCCAGGGGGCUCCCAGGAUCUCCUGGAACUCCUGGACCUGCUGGCCUCUCUUCUCCAGGAAAGCCAGGGCCACAAGGCAUGCCAGGUGCACCAGGCUCACAAGGGUCACCAGGAGUAAAGGGACAUCAAGGUCCUCCAGGCAUGCAAGGCCCAAAAGGAGAGAAUGGAUACGGAGUCCCAGGGGCUCAAGGAGAGAGAGGCCCUGAAGGGCCAGCAGGUCCGGGUGGGAGGCCAGGGACCCCUGGCGUGGGUAAACCUGGUAAACCUGGGUACCCAGGGGAGCCAGGGAAGCAAGGAAUGCCUGGUUUGGAUGGGUCGCCUGGACCCAUGGGCAUGCCAGGUCAAAAGGGUUCUGCUGGGUCACCAGGGCCAAUGAGUACAGGAAAGCCAGGAGAAAAUGGUGCCCCAGGUAUGCCUGGUCCAACUGGGCCAGCAGGUCCACCUGGACCUGCAGGAGUGAGUGGGAGUCCAGGGCUUCCUGGUUAUGGUAAAUCAGGCCUGCCCGGGCUUAAAGGGGAAAGAGGGGCAUCAGGUGUGCCAGGUGCACCUGGUCUUAAAGGAGAACAGGGGUCAGCCGGGCACUCAGGGGAACCAGGGAGCACUGGGCCAGCAGGCCCACCAGGGCCUCAGGGCCAAAGAGGGUUUCCUGGGGAAACUGGACAGGCAGGGUCCAAAGGUGAAGCUGGUCAAAUGGGACAACCAGGGCACAAGGGUUUUAAAGGUGCUCAAGGUUCACAAGGCUUAGAAGGGAAACCAGGGUACCCAGGACCACCUGGCCCAGUGGGUCCCAGGGGGACCUCGGGGCCAUCAGGUGUGAAGGGUGACACAGGAACAGCAGGUUCUCCUGGUCUCCCAGGGCAACCAGGCAGUCCAGGGUCUAAAGGCAAUGCAGGCCAACCCGGCGAACCAGGAUCAAGUGGGCAAGAUGGGAUACCCGGCUCAAGAGGACCCAGCGGUCCACCUGGGCCUGCAGGUGCGCCUGGUUUAAAGGGGCAUCCUGGUAUUCCCGGGAAAGCAGGGCCUGCCGGUAUCGCAGCUAAAGGAGUGCCAGGUCCAAUGGGUCCCCCUGGGUUUCCCGGAGCAAGAGGAUCAGAUGGUCGCCCUGGAACUCCUGGUCUUCCAGGACCACCCGGCCCUGCAGGAGAGAUGAUAUAUCAGAAGAGUAUAAAAUCUGCACAAAUGCAAGUGGCUCCCAUAUCUGCUUUCAGUGCCCUGCUUAGCAAGGCUUACCCACAUGAAGAAGCUCCCAUUCAGUUUGACAACAUCCUAUAUAAUGCACAGCAACACUAUGACCCUUCCACUGGAAUCUUCACAUGUCGCAUACCGGGAGUCUACUAUUUUGCAUACCACGUGCAUGUUAAGGGGUCUAAUGUUUUGGUUGCGCUGUAUAAAAACGGUUCCCCAGUAAUGUACACCUACGAUGAAUAUAAGAAAGGUUAUCUGGAUCAAGCCUCAGGAAGUGGUAUCCUCCACCUUCAGGAAGAUGACCAGGUGUGGGUUCAGAUUCCAGACGAUGAUUCCAACGGUGUCUAUGCCUCCGAUAACAUUCACUGCUCCUUCAGUGGAUUCCUGAUUGGCUCUACGUGAUACUGAUUUGGCUCAACUGGCUCAACCACCUACCCCUCUGAGGUUCAAAUGCCUUGUUUUGUUUAGACCCUUCUUUCAAAUGCUCCUGACAGUAUAUUAGUUUUCUGGUAUAUAAAAUGUUGGUCUACACAGCUUGUACUCUGUGGAUUUUAAAUAUAGCAAACCGAAUAAUACAGGGUGGGUAACUUUCUGUUUAAGGGAGAAAGGUGUAUUGUGUAAUUAAUCAGGGAUGGGCCAUCGUUUCUAAAGUAUCAAAGGUUACUCUAUGCACCAAGCUGUGUGGAUGAAAGACCUUGUUCAUGCUGUUUUGCUUCUUCCCAUCGUAUGCUGCCUAGCCCUCUGAAGCAUGCUUUCUAAUUUUCAGUUUUUAUAAAAAAUCAGAAAAUAAAAAUUACAAAUGUGGUUACAGCAAGAAAACAUAUGGUGCUUUCAUCACUGUGCUCAAACCCCUUCCAACCAAGCAUGUAAUCUUUGUGUCUGUUUGUCUUUAAAAAGCAGUGUUAUUAUUAGAUUUUGAAUAAACCGACAUUAUUGUUAGAAGUAUUGGUAUUAGUAAUGAUGUCUAUGGAACUGUAACACAGGAACAUGUAUUGAAUUCCUGAUAACUUCUCUUGUGUACCAGAAAAUUAGACUGCAGUGAUCUACUCCCAAUUUUAUACCUGUACAAAACAUUGUCAAAUCCCUUUUUGAUGCAUCUGCCCUUUAUAAAUGACCAAAAUAAACAUUUAAAAUCUUUAAA
This is a messenger RNA of Acipenser ruthenus (sterlet), 2894 nucleotides long. RefSeq names its product collagen alpha-1(X) chain-like. NCBI's taxonomy places the organism in Eukaryota, Metazoa, Chordata, Actinopteri, Acipenseriformes, Acipenseridae. The record is from RefSeq and is a predicted model, not a curated record. The transcript is spliced from 3 exons. Gene Ontology annotation, molecular function: protein binding. The coding region runs from base 197 to 2155 and encodes 652 amino acids.